Messenger RNA from Parnassius apollo (apollo), 1395 nucleotides. The record is from the annotation of a GenBank genome assembly. Lineage: Eukaryota; Metazoa; Arthropoda; Insecta; Lepidoptera; Papilionidae.
AUGAGACCUAAAAAAGGAAAGGAUAUUUCAGAAAGAUUAGAAGAAUUUCCUGGAAAUCCGGUUUUUGAAAAACUUCUCGAAACCCAAACAAAAGAUGUAUUUAAGAAGCUAGUGCCUGUGUCAGGUGACGUUGGACAAGAUGACCUAGGCUUGAGUGAGGCUGACAGAAAGUUACUUGUUGAUAAUGUAAAUGUAGUCAUACAUUCAGCUGCCACUUUAGAUUUUGAAGACAACCUGAGGCCUACUGUGAAAAUCAAUUUGUUAGGAACACGGAGAGUUAUGCAGCUUUGUAAGGAGAUAAAGGAUUUGAAGGUUAUGGUGCAUGUCUCGUCUGCUUAUGUUAAUUCUUAUUUAACAGAAGCCCAUGAGAAAGUGUAUGAUGCUCCAGAAGAUGUAGAGAAAGUCAUUUCUUUAGUUGAAACCAUGAAUGAUGAUGCUUUGAUUGAAAUUGAACCUCAAGUUCUUAAGGAUCACCCUAACACAUAUACAUUCACCAAACACUUGGCGGAACAUGAGGUGAAGAAUUGUUCGGAUAUUUUCCCUUGCACCAUCGUCAGGCCUACUAUGAUUGUUGCAGCGUGGAAGGAGCCUCGACCUGGCUGGACCUGCUCGAAAGUUGGACCACAGGGGUUCUUGAUGGGUGCUGCCAAAGGCGUGGUGCGACGUCUUCCUCUAGCAAAACAGAACAUCGCCGAUUACAUUCCAGUGGACAUUGUCGUGAAUCAGCUGCUAGUCGCUGGAUGGCAUGCAGCAAAAGAGAAGUCGGGUUUAACAGUAUAUCACUGUUCGUCGUCGACGCAGAAGCCGUUCCGCUGGACAAUGCUGGAGUCAAAAGUGAAUGAAAUGUUACAUAAGUACCCGUUGAAGAGUGCCGUUUGGUACCCUCACUUGGAGUUUGUGCCAACAUUGUGGAUGUUCCGAGUGUCGGCGAUCUUUGUUCAUUUCUUCCCGGCGAUACUGCUCGAUAUGCUGCUGCGGUUGAUGGGAGGUAAACCGAUAUUGUUUCGGCUUCAUAAAAAUGUGUGGGCAUCGCUGGGUCGUCUCGAGAAAUUCAUUUUCAACGAAUGGCGUUUCCACAACCCGAAUACACGAGAUUUAUGCAAAACUCUGAACUCGACUGACAGUGAACUAUUCAAUAUAGAUAUAUCGGACAUUGAGUGGGUUGAAUACUUUGUCACCCUGCAUUUGGGGGUCCGGAGGUAUUUGAACAAGGAGAAAGAGACGACUUUGCCAGCAGCGAGAAGCAAAGAUACCAUCCUCCUGGUCGCGCACAUCAUCUGGCAGAUUCUGAUAGUUUCUUUACUGUGGUAUUUUGUUGCUUGUCUCACUGGUCUUACAAUGACACAAAGCGCCUGGGCCCCACCCACUAUUUACCUGCUUUAUAGUUUCCUAUAA